Molecule: messenger RNA, 2862 nt
Organism: Paramisgurnus dabryanus
Lineage: Eukaryota; Metazoa; Chordata; Actinopteri; Cypriniformes; Cobitidae
Product: UDP-GlcNAc:betaGal beta-1,3-N-acetylglucosaminyltransferase 7-like
Biological process (GO): poly-N-acetyllactosamine biosynthetic process; protein O-linked glycosylation
Cellular component (GO): Golgi membrane
Molecular function (GO): UDP-glycosyltransferase activity; hexosyltransferase activity
Source: RefSeq, a predicted model, not a curated record
UAAGAACUGACAAAGUACAACUGAGACACGGGCUAUAAAUACACAGGGAUAAUGACGAAGACUAGAAAUACCUGAGACAAAUCAUAAACGAGGGAACCGAUAAGCAAUCAGAACUACAAACAGACAACAAAACAACACUUGCUUUUGAAAGUACAUUUCCGAAACCUCUGUAAGAAGAAGAAAUGAAUCUAAAACACAAUCCACAACUUCCUGACCAAGUGCAGUAACUCGUCAAAAAUAGGCAGUCACAUCUUGAUUUUACAGAUUGCAGUCUUCACUUGAGAAUGAUGAGUGGCGGGUCCUGCUAAAUUUAAUAAAGGAUGACAGUCGAAAAACGUCAGCAGUUUUAUCAGCGCACAUGCCUCUUGUUCUUCUUGGCAUUAGUGAUGUUUACUAUCAUCCAGAUAGUCAUCCAGAGAGAAAACAUCAGGCCACUACAGGACUUAGAGAUGCAUUUAAAGCUCAGUUCGGGCCCCAAUCCCAUUUCUGUAAACCUCUGGAACAAGAGUAUGGACAGACCGGCAGUGCCCACAACCUGGGAUAUCAUCAGCUCCAACUGCAGUGCCAACCGUUAUUUCUCAUCCCAAAAGUGGUUCACGAAUCUUGAAUCCAAUUUCCAGCAAUUUAUGCUUUACAAGCAUUGUCGAUACUUUCCUAUGCUAAUGAAUCACCCGGAGAAGUGUGCUGGGGAAAUUGACUUGUUGAUUGUGAUUAAGUCGGUGAUAACGCAACAUGACCGGAGAGAGGUGAUAAGGCAAACAUGGGGCAAAGAGCAGACGGUCGACGGGAAAAGGAUCAAAACCGUUUUUCUUCUCGGGGUGUCUUCCAAUCAAGAAGAGAGCGGCAACCAUCAAAAACUUCUGGAAUAUGAGGAUCAAAUUUAUGGGGAUAUCCUCCAGUGGGACUUCAUGGAUAGUUUCUUCAACCUCACCCUAAAGGAGAUUCACUUCUUGAAAUGGUUCUCCAUGUAUUGCAGAAAUGCCCGGCACAUCUUCAAAGGAGACGACGACGUGUUUGUUGGCAUUUCCAACAUCUUUGAAUAUCUGGAGGAAAGCAAAGACGUGAAAGACUUAUUUGUUGGUGAUGUUCUCUUCAGAGCCAUGCCCAUUCGCCAAAAGACGAACAAGUAUUACAUUCCUCAUGUCUUGUAUCAAAAGAGAAGCUACCCGCCGUAUGCUGGUGGAGGAGGUUUCCUGAUGGAUGGCCCCCUUGCACGUAAACUUUACAAAGCAUGUGAAACUGUGGAACUUUAUCCCAUCGAUGAUGUGUUUCUUGGGAUGUGUCUAGAAGUGCUUAACGUAACCCCAAUUCAACACAAUGCUUUCAAAACUUUUGGGAUUGUAAGCGAGAAAACUAGUAAAAUGAAUCGGGAUCCGUGCUUUUAUAGGAACUUGAUAUUGGUACAUAAAUUGCUCCCACCCGAUCUAAUCAACAUGUGGAAGAUGGUCAAUAAUGACUCGAUAGAUUGUUCACUGCAAAUUCAUGUCUUAAAGUCACAAGAUAUGUUCUGGCAUAAAAAAAAGAAUAUUCAACAAAAAUGUAAAUUAACUCUGAAGUCAAUCAAAUACAAAAAAAACAGAUUUCUGGACAACUUAAUAGCAAAUGAAGAAGCACGAUCACUGGGCAGGGCCGGAUUAACCAUACGGGCAACUGGGCAAUUGCCCAGGGGCCCAAUACCUCUGAAGGGCCCAGGGCAGCAAGGGCACAAGCAAAAUAGUUAAGACCCUCUCCUCAUUGAGAUCGGCUUCAGGUCGCCUAUUAGGUGUGUUCGACUUCAUGCGGCGCUGCGCAGACCGAUCGGCGGAUGACUUGAAGUAGUGCAUUCUGGUUAGUAAUUUUGUCCGACAUCAGCUGGCGCUGCAGGCACGUGACUGUGUCAUAUGGUUUUUAAGUAUCGCGAGAGUGUUUUGAGAGCAGCCGGCUAGCUCAGCCGGUGCAGCUUCUCCAGAGCGGCUGCACGGAGUUGUGAUGACGACACAGCUUUACGUGAUUGGUCGCCUCACUGAUGACAACGAUCACGUGCGUUUCAAGUUUAAUUCAACCUUUAGUUCCACUAAUAAACAUGAUAAAUUCAUGUUUUAAAACAGAAAAAAACACUUUAAUAUGCUUAAAUAUGUUAUAUUGUACAAACUAUUGGUAUUUUAAUAAUAUAGGCUUGUUUCCCGUUAUUUUCGGGUAUACAGUAUAAGCAGGAAUUAAAAUAUUCAAUAUAAAAUGUUUCUGGUUGCAACUUUUUAUUUAAAGGUUUGUUUUUAUCAAAUUCAGCAUCUAAUUCACUUCAUUUGUGUUUAAAAGCAAGGAAACACGGCGCACACGUCACUACGGCAAGCAGCAGGUGUCCAGCUUGACAGCUCCGUCUUCAGUUCCUCCCUCGACUGCAAGCGGCAAAUCUCGCCGAUCGGUCUGCGCAACGCCGGGUGAUCUUGAACACACCUAACCCCUCGUUCAGACAGCCAGCAACGUUAUCGCUGUGUGUCGCUCGUCUCUUUCAAUGAGGCGUUUCUAAAUCUGCUUGUCAUAAACAAAUGAGUACCAUCCAUGCCAGUAACUGUUGAGAGAAGGAUGACGUGAACUCCACUGCUCUGUUCUCAUUGGUAGUCGCUCCCGAAGUUCGCUCGUCAUUUGCAUAAAGUUAAACUUGUCUUAACUUUCUUGCGUCGCUGGACACGCCCAUACGGUCGCCAACGGUCACUUUCACUCGUGUCGCCGGAAGUCGCACGGUUUCCAUUGAAAUGAAUGAGACCGCGUCGCUCUGCUACUGCUGGUCGCUGGCUGUCUGAAUGGAGCGUAAUAGGAUUGUUCGACUUCAUCUGGCGCCGCAAGAAUCGACAGCCGGAUGAUGUCAAAGUACCACCAAAGCGA